AUGGAUAAACUUAAAUCCAUGAAGGCCCACCAAGUGCGCUCCGAGGCUUGUAAGGCGAGUAUAGAAGCCGCCACGCCUCCCCCGCCCCUGCCCACGGACAGAGUCGUACGACGCAUCCGAAUUAGACCAAGGAAGCAGUAUGCGCCCAGACAGUUGAGGAACACCACGUCACCGGUCUCCGAGAGCGACCAGUCCACCUCUGAUCAUCAGACUCCCACACCCCCUCGUCCCAGGCCCAGCAGAAGAAGGACAACAAGAUCCGUCCAGGCCAUCAACGAGGAAGGUCAGCAGCCGGAGACUCCUGUCCGUGAGCAGACCCACCUGGCCCCCACCACUAGUUGCCUACAGCCUCAGACUUAUGCUCAGGCUCUUAGGACCAGCCCCCCCACUGCAAUGACCCCUCUUACUUGCCGCGACAGCCCCCCUUUAAGGGCUAGUCAGUCGCUGGCUGAGGUGUGCUCCAGUCAGCGGGCCCGGCUAAGUCCCGCCACUACUUGCACUCCACCAGUCUGCCCCUCCACUGCUAUGCAAGCAGCCAUCUCUCCUGCCUGCACCCCCCAACAGUCUAUUCCUGGGACCCUGAUCCCACUACCCGAUGAGGACUCUUCUUCCAUCCCCAGUUGGGUAACGAAUUGGAAACAUCGGUUUGACUGUGCCAUCGAUGGAGACAUGUUGGCAGCUAUGGUGGACGAUCUUGUCGCACUGGCCCAAGACAUAUGCAAGAUCUCUGACACUACCAUUCAGCCGACUGAGCGUUCCUUGGCCCACUCCUCGAUUGCCUCCGAUGCUAAGCGCAUCCAAAAGUUAUUCAGGGCUAACCGCAAAAAGGCGAUGAGUUACAUCACCAGCGGCCAACCCAAAUACUGCAACAUCGAGGGCCACAUACUGCACGACCACUUCAAAGAGAUCUAUGCGGGCAACUCACAACAUCGUCCUACUGCUCCGACUGUUGCCCCCCUCCACUGCGAUCCUGAUACCAACAACCCACUGGCGGGGCCCUUUACUCCCGCUGAGGUAAGCGCCCGCUUGCAACGUUGCCACAACACUGCUCCUGGACCAGACGGCCUUCGUUACCAUCAUUGGUCACGAGUCGAUCCAAGAGGAACCAUCUUAAGCAGUGUAUUCAAUGCGGCUCUCCGCACAUCCUACAUUCCACCCAGUUGGCAAACUUCUAACACUAUUCUCUUGCACAAAAAAGGCAAUGAGAACAACACCUCCAAUUGGCGCCCAAUCGCACUCUCAAACACCCUUGGUAAAGUCUUUUCAGCUUGCCUAGCCAACAGACUUCUUGGCUGGUGUAAAGAGCACAACAUCCUCUCCGAUGCUCAAAAGGGCUUUCUACAGCAUGAGGGCUGCCUCGAUCACAACUUCCUCCUACAAUCCACCAUACAAGACGCCAGGAGGAAGCGAAGAUCGUGCCACAUUGCAUGGCUGGACAUCCGUAAUGCCUUUGGUUCUGUCCCACAUGGCACCAUCGUCCAAUGCCUGCAAUGGUGUGGCCUCCAUGAAGAGAGUGUCGAUAUAAUCACCAGAUUACUCCAAAACUGCACCACCAAGAUCCGUGCCCACAACGGGUACACUAACGAGAUACCCAUCCGGUCUGGUGUCAAGCAGGGGUGCCCUCUUAGCCCCCUGCUCUUCAAUAUUGUCAUAGAGACUGCGGUAAGGGGUAUCCGCAACCUCCAGCUUGGGUAUGCCUUGGAAGGAGAGUCAAUCGACAUCCUCGCCUAUGCGGACGAUCUUGUCCUCGUCAGUUCCACCGCCGAGGGAUUACAACAGCAACUUGACCACAUCUCCUGUUGGGCCAACUGGGCUGGACUCCAGUUUAACCCAGCCAAAUGUGCCACCCUGACGGUGCUAGGCAAAAACCACGACACCGGCGACAUAACCUUCCACAUACAAGGGACAGACAUCCCAUACCUACGCGCCGACGAGUCAUACUCCUAUCUCGGCAUUCCCACUGGGUUCACCACCCACCAUACCAGCGACAUCAUCAUCAACAACCUGGAGAAUGACAUCAAACAGCUUAAUAACUCCAAACUUGCCCCCUGGCAAAAAAUUGAAGCUGUUAACUCCAUAUUACUGCCGAGGCUAACUUUUCAUCUUCUUAUGGGAUCAAACCCGAAGAAACGCCUUAACACACUAGACCGCCUCAUUAAGAACUGUGUUAAAAAGUGGCUUAACUUACCUCAGCGCGCAAGCGCAGAAGUGGUUCACCUCCCCCAUGAUCACGGCAGGGCCAACGUCACUUCUUGCAACACACUAUCUGACAUCUGUCAGAUCACUCACGGGAUGCAUCUCUUUACAUCGAGAGACCCAAGAGUGAGUAGGAUCGCCACCAAUCUUCUUCGCCACGUUGUGCGAAAACGCAUCCGUCGUGAACCCACACAAGAAGACAUCUGUACUUACCUAAACGGGUCAACGGAGGGUGAAUUUGGCCGAGAUCCAGGGGACAUAACCUCUACCUGGACACGACUCCGCACUGCCACACGACGACUGCGGAAGUCCAUCAACAUCGCCUGGGACACCUGCGACAGCAAUAUUGUAAUCACAUCCGAAGGCAACAUUAUCCCAAGACACGCAACCUCCAGGGCUCUGACUGCACUAGCAAAAAAUGCCCUCCUAAAUCGCCUCCUGAGAAAGCCCGACCAGGGCAAAGCCAUCAAACUUACAGCACAACACCCUGCCAGUAACCAUUUUCUCAGGGACGGCCGAUACACCUCCUUUGCAGAUUGGAGGUUUAUACACAGAGCACGCCUCAGUGUAGUGCCACUGCACGGCCUACGACGUUUCGGCCAACUACCCACCAAGUGCCGCAACUGCAGUCACCCUAAGGAAACCCUGGCGCAUGUUUUGAAUCACUGCGCCGGAAACCUUCACCUCGCCACUGAACGGCACAACGCUGUGUUGCACAGGCUCCGUCGGGCUAUGAACGAUAAGGACCUGACCAUCUAUAGCAACCAGCGCAUCCCAGGCUACAAUGACAACUGUCGCCCUGACCUAGUGGCCGUUCACGAACCUACUAAAACCGCAACAAUAAUAGAUGUCGUCAUACCAUUCGAAAAUGGACAAGAGGCCUUCAAUCAUGCUAGAGCCGCCAAAAUCGAGAAGUAUGCGUCGCUCGCACAUCACUAUAGAUCUCAGGGAUAUGACACCUUCUGCGACGCCUUCGUCGUUGGAUCCCUCGGUGCUUACGACCCAGGUAACACCGCCGUCCUCCAACGCCUGGGAAUCAAACGGAACUACACCAAGCUGAUGGCCAAACUAAUGAUCAGCGACACCAUCCGUUGGAGCCGGGAGAUCUACAUGUACCACUUGAACCACCAGCAGCCUCGCAACCAACACGGACGCUCCUCUUCCAGCCAACAUGGACACUCAUCAAAUCAACAGGAAGUUUCAGCGCAUCGUGGACAACCCACUUCCAGGGACUACCGACGGCAACAAAGACGUCCUCGCCAGGAUUAG
This is a messenger RNA of Centruroides sculpturatus (bark scorpion), 3465 nucleotides long. RefSeq lists its product as uncharacterized. The transcript has a single exon. Bases 1 to 3465 code for a protein of 1154 amino acids. The record is from RefSeq and is a predicted model, not a curated record. NCBI's taxonomy places the organism in Eukaryota, Metazoa, Arthropoda, Arachnida, Scorpiones, Buthidae.